Messenger RNA from Penicillium oxalicum, 7161 nucleotides. It is a transcript of the gene tor, whose product is annotated as putative TOR pathway phosphatidylinositol 3-kinase TorA. Gene Ontology annotation, biological process: TOR signaling; negative regulation of macroautophagy; protein phosphorylation. The record is from RefSeq and is a predicted model, not a curated record. The transcript is spliced from 4 exons. Gene Ontology annotation, cellular component: nucleus; TORC2 complex; TORC1 complex. Bases 1 to 7161 code for a protein of 2386 amino acids. NCBI's taxonomy places the organism in Eukaryota, Fungi, Ascomycota, Eurotiomycetes, Eurotiales, Aspergillaceae. Gene Ontology annotation, molecular function: protein serine/threonine kinase activity; protein binding; protein-containing complex binding.
AUGGCGCAAGCGAGUCCGAUCAACGAUGUGACCCAGCGUUUGUUCACAGACCUCAAGUCGAAGAAUGACGACGUCAAGUCGCGAGCUGCGUUUGAGCUUCAUGAUUACGUCGUGGCAGUCUCUCGAGAUUGGCCCUCGGAGAAGUUCAACGAGUACUACAAUCUCGUCAGUCAGAGAAUCGCGCAGCUAGUGGUCACGGGCAACGACGCCAGCGAGCGAGUUGGCGGUCUCCUAGCACUCGAUCGGUUAAUCGAUUUCGAUGGAGUUGACGCCGCCCAAAAGACUACCCGUUUUGCAAGCUACCUCCGCAGUGCCCUCCGAAGCAACGAUAAUGGUGUCCUGGUCUGCGCUGCCCGAUCGUUAGGGCGGUUAGCGAAGCCUGGUGGCGCACUCACAGCAGAACUUGUUGAAAGUGAGAUCCAAUCUGCUCUGGAAUGGCUUCAGUCAGAGCGACAAGAAAGCCGGCGGUUCGCUGCUGUUCUUGUCAUUCGGGAACUGGCUAAGGGCUCCCCCACCUUGCUUUAUGGAUUUGUACCCCAAAUUUUCGAGCUCGUCUGGGUUGCGCUCCGGGAUCAGAAGGUACUCAUUCGAGAGACAGCGGCGCAAGCGGUAGGAGAAUGCUUCGAAAUCAUCGUCGCUCGAGAUUCAUCAGUCCGACAGUCCUGGUUUGCGAGGAUCUACGAAGAAGCCUUGCUUGGUCUCAAGUCUCACAAUGUAGACUGGAUCCACGGCUCCUUGUUGAUUCUCAUGGAGCUUUUCUUGAAGGGCACGAUGUUUAUGAAGGAACACUACAGGAAUGCCUGCGAGAUUGUGCUGCGGCUCAAGGACCACCGGGACACCAAGAUUCGCACUCAAGUCGUCAUCACAAUUCCUAUUCUAGCAUCCUACGCACCUGCAGACUUUAUCGAGUCAUAUCUCCACAAGUCCAUGGUCUACUUGCAGGCUCAACUCAAGAAAGAGAAGGAGAGAAAUGCCGCAUUCGUUGCUAUUGGCAAGAUUGCCAAUGCAGUUGGACCAGCCAUCAGUGGCUAUCUUGACGGCAUCAUUAUCCAUAUUCGCGAGGGCCUAGCGAUGAAGGCAAGAAAUCGAGCAGGAAUCGACGAAGCGCCCAUGUUCGAAUGUAUCAGCAUGCUCUCUUUGGCAGUCGGACAGGUCCUCAACAGUCACAUGGAGCAACUUCUCGACGCAAUUUUUGCCUGUGGUCUCAGCAAAUCACUCACGCAGGCCUUGGUUGACAUGGCCCACUACAUUCCUCCCAUCAAGCCCACAAUCCAGGAUAAAUUACUCGAUAUGCUGAGCAUCAUAUUGUGCGGCACACCAUUUCGACCACUUGGGUGUCCUGAGAAUCGCCUUCCUCCGAUGCCUGCGUUUGCGAGAGACUUUGGUCCCCAGGAGAGCUACUCCGACUCCGAAAUUGCACUCGCCCUGCACACUCUUGGUAGCUUCGAUUUCUCCGGGCACAUUCUUAACGAGUUUGUGCGCGACGUUGCAAUCAACUACGUGGAGAAUGACAACCCUGAGAUUCGGAAAGCCUCGGCCCUCACAUGUUGUCAGCUCUUCGUUCAUGACCCCAUCAUCAACCAAACAAGCGGUCACUCAAUACAAGUCGUGAGUGAGGUCAUUGACAAACUCCUGACCGUCGGAAUUGGUGAUCCGGACUCCGAGAUUCGACGCACUGUGCUUUGGUCAUUGGAUCGAAAGUUCGACCGUCAUUUGGCUCGCCCAGAGAACAUUCGAUGCUUGUUCUUAGCCGUGAAUGACGAGGUGUUUGAGGUCAAGGAAGCGGCCAUUUGUAUCAUCGGUCGCCUCUCAAGUGUCAAUCCAGCCUAUGUCUUCCCUCCAUUACGGAAGUUGCUGGUUAAUUUGCUGACUGGGCUCGGGUUCGCCAACACUGCCCGUCAAAAAGAGGAAACCGCUCAGCUCAUUAGCUUGUUUGUUUCAAACGCGACGAAGCUGAUCAGGUCGUAUGUGGAUCCCAUGGUUUCAGCUCUGCUACCCAAAACGACCGACAGCAAUGCAGGCGUCGCCGCAACCACCCUCAAGGCAGUAGGAGAGCUCGCCAACGUGGGAGGGAAUGAGAUGAGAAGCUAUCUGCCCCAAAUUAUGCCAAUUAUCCUGGAAUCGCUACAAGAUCUGUCUUCUCACACCAAGCGCGAGGCUGCAUUGCGGACGCUGGGUCAACUGGCUGGCAAUGCUGGGUAUGUCAUUGAUCCAUAUCUCGAGUAUCCAAAUCUGCUUGAUGUCUUGAUCAACAUCAUCAAAACAGAGCAGACAGGAUCCCUGCGCAAAGAGACUAUUAAACUUGUGGGUGUCCUUGGUGCUCUUGAUCCUUACAAAUACCAGCAGAUCAGUGAUGUGGAGCCAGACGUUCACCACAUCAACGAGGUCAAGAAUCCGACAGAUGUUGCGUUCAUCAUGCAGAGUCUUACCCCAUCGAAUGAGGAGUACUACCCCACAGUAGUGAUUCACACGCUGCUGCAUAAUAUUCUUAAAGAAAACUCUUUGGUACAAUAUCACUCCGCCGUGAUUGAUGCAAUCGUCACCAUAUUCAAGACAUUGGGCCUCAAGUGUGUUCCAUUCUUGGGGCAAAUCGUCCCUGCAUUCAUCGCUGUCAUCAGAAGCUCGCCAGCUAGUCGCCUUGAAUCAUACUUCAACCAAAUGGCUAUCCUGGUCAACAUUGUGCGUCAGCACAUCCGCGCCUUUUUGCCCGAAAUCAUCGAUGUCAUUCGAGAGUUCUGGGAUGCAUCCUAUCAAGUUCAAGGGACAAUCUUAUCUCUUGUUGAGGCCAUUUCUAGAUCAUUGGAAGGAGAAUUCCGGAAAUAUCUUGCGAGAUUAAUACCCCUCAUGUUGGACACUCUCGAGAAGGAUACCACGCCCCGCCGGCAGCCAUCAGAGAAAAUUCUUCAUGCCUUCCUUAUCUUUGGGUCCAGUGGCGAGGAAUACAUGCACUUGAUUAUCCCUGCUAUUGUGCGCCUGUAUGAGCGCCCACAAAAUCCUCAGAGCAUUCGCAAAUCAGCCAUCGAUAGCUUGACAAAGCUCUCGCGGCAAGUCAACGUCUCCGACUUCGCCUCUUUGAUGGUUCACUCUCUUGCUAGGGUAGUUGCUAGUGGUGACCGUAUCCUACGUCAGGCCGCCAUGGACUGCAUUUGUGCUCUGAUAUUUCAGCUUGGGCAGGACUUUACCCACUUCAUUCACUUGUUGAGCAAGGUUCUGAAGCAGAAUCAGAUCGCGCACGUCAACUACCAGAUAUUGGUGACAAAGCUUCAAAAAGGCGAUCCACUCCCACAAGACCUGAACCCCGAGGAAAAUUACUCCUUCCCUUCGGAUGAUACCAAUUUCGCAGAGAUUGGACAGAAAAAAAUCGUUGUCAAUCAGCAGCAUUUGAAGAACGCUUGGGACUCGUCGCAAAAAUCCACGAGGGAGGACUGGCAGGAAUGGAUUCGCCGCUUCAGCGUCGAGCUCCUCAAGGAAUCUCCCUCUCCGGCGUUGCGAGCUUGCGCCAGCCUGGCAGGUAUCUAUCAGCCCUUGGCGAGGGAUCUCUUCAAUGCCGCAUUUGUAUCAUGCUGGACUGAGCUUUUUGACCAAUACCAGGAAGAGUUGGUGCGCUCGAUCGAGCGGGCUCUAAUAUCACCAAACAUAUCGCCAGAAAUCUUGCAGAUUCUUCUCAAUCUAGCAGAAUUCAUGGAACACGAUGACAAAGCUCUUCCGAUUGACAUUCGUACCCUUGGGAAAUACGCUGCUAAGUGUCACGCCUUUGCGAAAGCUCUACAUUACAAAGAACUUGAGUUCGAGCAAGACCAGAAUUCUGGCGCCGUUGAGGCUUUGAUUACGAUCAACAACCAGUUACAACAGUCUGACGCCGCUAUCGGCAUACUUCGAAAAGCACAAGCAUACCGCGACGUGGAGCUGAAGGAGACGUGGUUUGAAAAGUUACAGCGCUGGGACGAAGCUCUCGCUGCUUACAAACGGCGCGAAAAGACCGACCCAGAUUCAUUCGGCAUCACAAUGGGAAAGAUGCGCUGCUUACACGCUCUUGGUGAAUGGAAGGUCCUCUCCGAUCUCGCUCAGGAGAAAUGGAACCAAGCGUCUUUGGAGCAUCGCAGAGCUAUUGCACCCCUGGCUGCAGCCGCGGCAUGGGGUCGUGGUCAGUGGGAGCUGAUGGACUCCUACUUGGGUGUCAUGAAAGAGCAAUCUCCUGACCGAUCAUUCUUUGGUGCAAUUCUGGCCAUUCAUCGCAACCAGUUCGACGAAGCAAACAUGUACAUUGAGAAAGCACGGAACGGGCUGGACACAGAACUUUCUGCUCUGCUCGGAGAGUCAUACAAUCGCGCAUACAAUGUGGUUGUGCGUGUGCAGAUGCUUGCUGAAUUGGAGGAGAUUAUCACUUACAAACAACAUGUUGGUGACCCCGAAAAGCAAGAAGCGAUGCGGCAGACCUGGAACAAGCGUCUGCGGGGGUGCCAGCAAAACGUUGAGGUCUGGCAGCGUAUGUUGAAGGUUCGGGCUUUGGUCACCGCGCCCCGCGAAAAUCUCGACAUGUCGAUCAAAUUUGCAAACCUCUGCCGCAAAUCCAACCGGAUGGGUUUGGCUGAAAGAUCGCUGGCAUCCUUGGAGAUGGUCAUCAGAGAUGGCAACGGCACACGGGUGAUUGUACCUCCAGAGGUGACGUACGCCCGGCUGAAAUUUGGCUGGGCCAACGGUAAUCAGCCUGAAGCUUUGGAGGAGCUCAAAAGAUUUAACAUGGAGCUCAGUGAGGAUCUCACAAAGUUCAAUAGCAUCCUCGCCAUCCAGAAUGACAGUCACACCAUGAACGGCGUCAAUAGCCUCGCAGACCCUAGUCACCCGGACGCUAUUAGUCUCCGAGAACGCAUCGGAGACAUUGGGAAAACCAAGAAACUUCUAUCUAAGAGCUAUCUGCGCCAAGGAGAAUGGCAAAGAGCACUUCAAAGGGGCGAGUGGAACGCAGACAACGGCAGGGAGGUCCUUGAUGCGUACUCGGCUGCUACACAGUACAACCGUGAUUCUUACAAGGCAUGGCACGCCUGGGCCCUCGCCAACUUUGAGGCAGUCCAGACUAUGGAAAGCGAGGCCAAAAAAGCCAACAAGGAUAAGAAGAUCCCCGCCUUGCCUCCUUCUCAGGGACUGAUCGACCAUGUGAUUCCUGCCAUCCGCGGUUUCCUGAGGUCAAUUGCUCUAUCUUCUGCUUCUUCGCUCCAAGACACGUUACGAUUACUCACCCUCUGGUUUGCCCACGGCGGAGACCAUGAGGUCAACACAGUUGUGACCGAGGGCUUUUCGACUAUUAACAUUGAUACUUGGCUUUCUGUUACACCUCAACUCAUCGCCCGAAUCAACCAGCCCAACAUUAGAGUCCGUGGUGCGGUGCACAGGCUACUUGCGGAAGUCGGCAAGGCCCAUCCCCAGGCUUUAGUCUACCCGUUGACCGUGGCCAUGAAGUCCAACGUCGCGCGGCGCUCCCAGUCGGCAAGCAAUAUCAUGGAAAGCAUGCGCCAACACAGUGCCAAGCUCGUUGAACAGGCCGAUAUCGUUAGUCACGAAUUGAUCCGUGUUGCGGUGCUUUGGCAUGAGCUGUGGCAUGAAGCGCUGGAGGAGGCCUCGCGGCUCUAUUUCGGCGAUCGCAACGUUGAGGGGAUGUUUGCGACAUUGGCACCCCUCCAUGAUAUGCUCGAUAAGGGCGCGGAGACCCUCAGGGAGGUUUCAUUCGCCCAGGCCUUUGGACGAGAUCUUGCCGAGGCCAAACAUUACUGCAUGCUGUAUCGACAGACCGAGGAGAUUGGGGAUCUGAAUCAAGCGUGGGAUCUCUACUACACUGUGUUCCGCAAAAUAAGCCGCCAGCUCCCACAAUUAUCGGUCUUGGAUCUCAAAUACGUCUCUCCUCGCCUCAAGGAUUGUUCAGCCUUGGAUCUGGCUGUGCCUGGUACCUAUCAGAGUGGUCGUCCCGUCAUCUGUAUUGUCAGCUUCGACCCAGUCCUACACGUCCUACAGACCAAAAAACGCCCUCGUCGGAUGACCCUGACCGGAAGCAAUGGGCAAUCUUACAUGUACUGUGUUAAGGGACAUGAAGAUAUUCGACAAGACGAACGAGUUAUGCAACUAUUCGGGUUGGUCAAUACUCUUUUGGACAACGAUAGUGAAAGCUUCAAACGCCAUCUUUCUGUUCAGCGUUUCCCCGCUAUCCCGUUGUCACAGAGCUCUGGCCUUCUUGGAUGGGUGUGUAAUAGUGAUACAUUGCAUGCUCUGAUCAAAGAAUACCGUGAAAGUCGUCGAAUUCUUCUAAACAUUGAACACCGAAUCAUGCUUCAGAUGGCACCGGAUUAUGACAGCUUGACGCUGAUGCAAAAGGUUGAGGUCUUUGGAUACGCCAUGGACAAUACGACGGGCAAAGACCUUUAUCGGGUACUGUGGCUCAAGAGCAAGAGCUCCGAAGCUUGGCUUGAGCGACGCACCAACUACACCCGAUCCCUUGGUGUCAUGUCGAUGGUCGGAUACAUCCUUGGCCUCGGUGAUCGUCACCCGUCGAACCUUCUCCUUGAUCGGACCACUGGCCAUGUCGUACACAUUGAUUUCGGUGAUUGCUUUGAGGUGGCUAUGCAUCGCGAGAAAUACCCUGAGCGGGUCCCCUUCCGCCUGACUCGUAUGUUGACCUUCGCUAUGGAAGUGAGCAACAUUGAGGGAAGCUACCGUAUCACCUGCGAGGCGGUCAUGCGGGUUCUGAGGGAAAACAAGGACUCUCUCAUGGCUGUGCUCGAAGCUUUCAUCCACGACCCCUUGAUCAACUGGCGCCUGGGAGCACAAGAGUCUCCCGACCGCACUACUCUUACCGCAGAGCGCCGCCAGUCGCUGAUUGAAGGUCUCAACUUUGAGCAUGGCCUGCAAUCCAACAGUGUCGCCCGUCCCCGACGUCCCUCUAUUCUGGAGGGGGGUAUCCUCGACGUUCAAGAGGGCGGCACCGAAGCUCGUGAGGCUCAGAAUGCCCGUGCUCUGCAGGUCCUUGCCCGAGUUCGGGAGAAGCUGACCGGCACUGAUUUCCGACACAAUGGUGAGCUGAACAUCAGCGACCAGGUGGACAAAUUGCUCGCACAAGCUACCAGUGUUGAGAAUAUCUGUCAGCACUGGAUUGGUUGGUGCAGUUUCUGGUAG